UGAGCGCGCGACACAGGCAAAUAUACGCUAUAUUUGUCUCAAAACAAUGCUGAUUUUCGAUAUUUAAGUUGUAGUAUUUCGGCGUGAGGUGUUCGAAUUCCGGAAAAGGACCUAUGUUCUGCUGCGCAUGAAUGUUUUCGUUCUAUAUCGCAGUGAAAAGGAAGGCGACAGCCUUUACUGACUAAAAUGGAUUCUGAGCAUCGGAGUAUGUGGCGAUGGUUGGCGAUUGUAUGUUUGAUGGUAGCUGUGUUUGGCGCUCAAAAUGGCGAAGGAAGAAGUGUUGUUGGAGAAAAACAGACGAACAGCCUGUAUGUUAAACGUCAGUUUGAAAAUAUACACAAACGAUCAGUUCUGUCAAACAUGUUGAGGAUAGAUGUUACUAAAUAUAGCCACGGGGGGAAGGAGCGAAAGACCCACGGACGAAUGAAGCGUUACGCUCCGUCGGUGAGCGUCCGAAGCGAGAUACCCCCGGAAUAUAUUGUCGUUGUGACACUGGGCGUAGCUGUGAAAAGUCCCAACAGGACCAUCGACAGCGCUGUGAGUGGCUUACGGCAGGCGUUCGCCAGGGUCCUCAACUGGCCCAUAGACAACAUCAGAGUAGAUCGCAUCAGUUUGGCAGGCAAUGUCAUCAGCUUGUACUUCCUGCAAACUGGGAGUGUGGAUGACUUCUUCCAAACAUCAGAUCUCAUCCCGGCUGCGAUGGUCCUACAGCCGGGCAUGCUGGCCUCCGUCCAGAAGGAGGCUCCGCAACUCAACAUCACACGUAUCAUGCAGGACCACGGCAUCUACAGUCAUCCGUAUGACGUACCUCCCAUCUGGUCACAGCCCUACUUCCCCUAUAUCAUCGCUGGAGCUGGCGUCAUCUUCUUUCUUAUGUUCAUCCUCCUGCUAUACCUAUGCUGCUGUAGAAAGAAUGAUAAGAAAGAAAAGUUGGACGAGCCUCUGCCGACCCAGCAGAUAUUCUACCCCACAAUCAAGCCCGACGUGAAGGACCCUUUGACCAUACAGCCCGAGGGUACUCCAGUUUUUGUUGCCAAGGGCUGCAUGACAACCAUUCCAGCUCAACCCAUGAGGGUCAAGGCCAAAGGUCUUCUUGAAAGUCGACGAGGAUCGAACGCUUCCUUAACAAUUGAUCUCAACCCCUCACCAGAACUAGCGAGAUGGGAUGGGACACCACCCAAGGAGAGUUCUGGCCUGGAGUUUUUGCUCUCCGUAGGAAACCGACUUAGUCGCAGAGAUUUACGAAAUGCUGUAAAACACCCGAAAGCUUUAUAUGAGGAAUUCUGGGAAAUUCCAACUAAUCACACAGAAAAGGUGUCAGUGGCUGGCUCAGGGAUGAAAAACAGAUAUAAAACUAUUAUACCAAAUGAACACAGUAGAGCCAUUCUACCAGAUGGAGAAAGGGAUCCACUCUCUUCUUACAUCAAUGCAAACUAUAUAAAGGGUUACGAGGGUGAGCUGAAGGCCUACAUCGCUACACAGGGUCCUAUGGCACACACCAUUGUAGAUAUCUGGAGGCUGAUCUGGUUCGAGAGGGUGCCCAUUGUCGUCAUGAUCACAAAGUUAAAAGAAAAGAAUAAGCCAAAGUGUGAGAACUACCUCCCAGAGAGAUACGGCAUAUUUGGAGACGUAGAGGUCACUGUUGACAAAGCAAUAGAGCGCAACGGAUACGAAAUACGCCAUCUACAUUUACGAUCUCAAGGUGAAACACGGAACGUGAUCCACUAUUGGUACACAGCGUGGCCAGACCACAAGCCCCCGACGUCUCCGUGUAUGCUGUUGGAGCUGGUGAAGGAGGUGGAGCUACGUAGAUACAAGGCCGACGCGGUCACACCUAAAGGGCCAGUCCUUGUACACUGCAGCGCUGGUAUUGGAAGAACAGGGUGUUUUGUUGCUACCAGCAUUGGAAUCCGACAGCUAAGAGAAGAACAUUCUGUGGACGUUUUGGGAAUUGUGUGCAGCAUGAGACUUGACAGGGGCGGAAUGAUACAGACGCACGAACAGUAUGAGUUUAUUCACAAGAUGUUGAGUCAGUUUGAGCGAGAUCUGGAGGAUCCCUAUCUGACAGAGUGAAGUGCCCCGCACGUCAAGGAUCUCUGACUUGCCACUGGUACAGACAAAUCUUGUCUUCUGUAGGUUGUGGUCGCCAUCUUGACUGAAGUAUGAUGGUACAAAUGUCCACUUCCACUUCCUGGUUGGUAAGGGAAGAGUUAUCUCCCUUCAUGAUGGUUCCAUGAUCAGGGACAAGGCUGGUAUGGUAGUUUAUGAUAAUGGUGGUUGAAAUUGUAGAAUGAACGUGGAUCUGAUAAAUUUAUCCUGUGUUAACAAUUUUCAAAUUGAUGAAAUCACAAAUGUUGACUUCAUCUCUCUGUUGUGGUUUGUAAAGAUCUGGAGUAAGAUACUUGCUAAAAAUUUUACAUGUUCAUUGUUGAACACCAAUCAUUUUGCAAUAAAUUCAGUGUUCUUUUGAUACCCUUGUACAGAAAGUUUGCAUGUAAUUUAAGUUUUAGAUACUUUUCUACUUUUUCGAUACUUGCUUCAGUAAUUAUUGUAAUUCAUUCAACCUGUUCAAGAUUUUGAUCAUAUCAUUCAAUUUCAUUGUGCAUAACAUCAUUUAUAUAAUUUAUACCGAAGUUUGGAGAACCAGUAUGUAGUAAUUCUUUACUUAUCACUUCAGGGAGAUCGGUUUGUCUUCUGUGUUUUCGGUAAGAUUCAAGUUGAAUUGUUUCAAACCAAGCUGACAGUAAUAUGGCUAUCGAUUUGAAGUAUUUGUCUUUGUUAGAUUUUGGAGUUUGAGGAAAAUGUAUGGAUUUGGUGAGAUGUAUUGCCUUCAGUGCCUAGCAGCUUGAGACCGCAGUGUUAGUAUAGGAGGGGCGGUACCAUAUUCAACAUGUUAAUGCCUAAUGCUUAUGAAAAGGACAAAGAUUAAAAAGCUGUCUGUUAAGACUUAAGCCGCUGGAUAAGUGAUUUAGAUUGAAAUAUUUGGCAAACAGGAAGGACAACUCUGUUAGUUUAAUUGAGGACACUGGAAAUUAUUGUAUCUUAAGGACAUUUAAAAUUAUAACAAGAUAUAAAAGAGUCUUUGAAAUUGACGGUUGACCUGGGGUCCGAUUUGUUACAGUACUUUGGUCUUGGGUUUCCAUGUGUCUUCAACUUACAAUUUUCGGCAUACUUGAAAUAUUAUUUUUUUCAAAAUAUUGGGGCCAUGUUUUCUAGCAGGGUGAUUACAAUGUUGAAUAUGG
This is a messenger RNA of Haliotis rubra (blacklip abalone), 3242 nucleotides long. Its product is annotated as tyrosine-protein phosphatase non-receptor type 5-like. Gene Ontology annotation, molecular function: protein tyrosine phosphatase activity. Lineage: Eukaryota; Metazoa; Mollusca; Gastropoda; Lepetellida; Haliotidae. The record is from RefSeq and is a predicted model, not a curated record. Gene Ontology annotation, biological process: protein dephosphorylation.